CUUCCCUUUAUCUCACUGGAGACUAGUGCAUGUCCCUCCUUUGGUCCUCAAACCUGAACUCACCAGGCACAGGGCACUAUUUUUUGGCGUUGUCCUUUCGGUCUCUUUGCUUUUAGGCGGAAAAGACUCUUAUUCCCUUAACAAGCCAGAAGAAGGGAUGGCAGGAGGGUGUAGGCAGGUGGAGAAAUCCAGUGUUUCUAGAAGACUGUUCAAACCACUGGUCUCACGCUCUUGGUUCAGCGUACGAAGUUUGUGAUUGGGGUUUGGGUGGAAUCAGUUACCAUACGUGUAAUUUCCACAGGCUACUUGAGGCGUAAGUCCUUGUGGACAGAAAGGUGCAAAUGAGGUUGACCGAAGAAACCAGGCUGGUAGCCUGCUGUCGGGUCCCCUUCUGCCCCCAGGGCUCCCUAGGGCCGACGCGCUUUCCCCCCAGCCCACAGAGGGCGCUGUGGGCGAGUCCGCCGUACUGCCGGCGGCGGCCCGGGGAGGGGCCUCUCCCGCCAUCGCGGCCGCCUCCGCGAUCGCAAACCCGGAAGACGCGCUCUAGCAGCUGUGAGUGUGCGCCGGCCCGGCCAUGCAGCCCCUGGAGGUAGGUCUGGUUCCCGCUCCAGCGAGGGAGCCGAGACUGACCCGCUGGCUGCGGAGAGGCAGUGGGAUCUUGGCGCACCUGGUGGCUUUGGGCUUCACCAUCUUUCUGACUGUGCUGUCCCGGCCGGGAACCAGUCUUUUCUCCUGGCACCCUGUAUUCAUGGCCUUGGCGUUCUGCCUCUGCAUGGCUGAGGCCAUCCUGCUCUUCUCGCCUGAGCACUCCCCGUUCUUCUUCUGCUCCCGAAAGGCUCGGAUCCGACUCCACUGGGCAGGGCAGACCCUAGCCAUCCUCUGUGCAGCCCUGGGCCUGGGCUUCAUCAUCUCCAGCAGGACCCGCAGUGAGCUGCCCCACCUGGUGUCCUGGCACAGCUGGGUAGGCGCUCUGACCCUGCUGGCCACUAGUGGUCAGGCACUAUGUGGGCUCUGCCUCCUCUGUCCUCGAGCAGCAAGAGUCUCAAGGGUGGCUCGCCUCAAGCUCUACCAUCUGACUUGUGGACUGGUGGUCUACCUGAUGGCUACAGGAACGGUGUUCCUAGGCAUGCACUCAGUGUGGUUCCAGGCCCAGAUCAAAGGUGCAGCCUGGUACCUGUGCCUAGCACUGCCCCUCUAUCCGGCCCUGGUGAUCAUGCACCAGAUCUCCAGCUCCUACUUGCCAAAGAAGAAAAUGGAAAUGUAAGUUCCUCUGAACUUUGAAUGUAGGUGGGACACUUGCCUUGGACUUAAAUGUUUCCUCUGGUGACCUUCAAGGGAUCCACUUCAGAAGUGGUAGGAUUUUUGUACUUCUUAGCUGGGCCAGGGGCCACAGAAACCCAACCUGCUAUUGCUGACGACGAUUCAGGGGGCCCAAAUGGGGAGAUAUACUGGGUGCAAGUGGAAGGUGAUGGGGGGGGGGGGCUUGGUCCUGAAGCCUCCACUCUUGAUGAGACACAGAAGUGUUGGGCGGCGGUGGUGAUGGUGUUGGCAGUCAUUUCUUGCCUGUGCUCCUGAUGGAGAGUUGGGUUACGGUAACUUAUGAAUGAGCACAGUGGCUCUUUGGGUCUGUUGGAGACAGCAGUGUGGAGAGAGCCCAUGGGUUAUGGUUCCUGUAGGUUCUAAUGUACAACCUUAGGCAAGUCACAUGCCUCAGGACCUCAGUUUCCACAUCUGUGUCAUGGGUGAGUUUCUAAACAAUCUCCCAAUAUUCAGUGUCUGUCAGGUUGAUGUCACAGAACACUCUCCCCGCUCUGGAAUGGUGGCUGGACCACUAAGCAGACUCAGGAUGUGAUUCAUACAUUUGUUAUUCUCUUAUCCCUCUGAAGGGACAGGUCUGUCUUUGUGGCCUUCCAGGAAUCUGUGCCAAUUUGGCUCCUGGACUAGGGCACAGAAGGUCGGGCACUGUGGAAAGAAGGGUCCCAUGUGAGGCUCUUUUGAACUCCAAGACAGUAAAGGCACUAAAGUCACUUUAAAGCUUUUGAAGGAGCAGAAGGGCAUUGGCCUAACCAAGCCUAUGGCUCCUGGCUGGGCGUCUUAGCUCAGUUAAGAACUUCCUUCAGCCCACCUCAGAAUCUGGGCUUGAGGGCUGCAUGUCAUGGGUUCGCACCUUCCCCGACAUGUGUUCUCAGUGGCAAAGUAGUCCUGAGCUUCUCAUGUUCAGCCCUUCCUAGGGCUCACAUUCUUGCCUUAGCACAUAGCUUUAUGUAGGUAUUCUGAAACUUUUAGAGCACACUAAGAGCUAAGGAAGAGGGGUAGGGCUUUUCUGAUCUAGGGAAAACAAAGUCUCCCUGGUCCCUUUCUCAGCUAAGCUUUUCUCAGUUGCGGUCUCUUGCCAGCUCUUUGGUCUAGGAGGGGGCUGAGUUAGUUGCCAGUUGGCAAAAAAGGGCCGGGUCCUCUUCCCUGCAGAGACCCCUCCUUGUUCCAAACUGAAUCUAGUUCCCCAGACCAUUCUCAGUGGUGAGGGCUGGAUGCCGGACUGGUUAACUGUGAUCUGGCUUGGUCUCAGAGAUGGGACCUUCAUAGAUCAUGACAAGGACUGAAGAUGGCUAAGCCAGAAAAGCUGAUGUUGAGGCAAGUAAAGACAGCUCAGGGGAUACUCUGGGAGGUCUGGGUAUAGGGGCUGGAGCUCCAGGUCCCAGGAGCAGGGCAGGCGUUCCUAGAUGGCAAUAAUUUAGAUGUCCCAGGUCUUCCUAAGAUGUAAGAGCUUCCUGUCUGGGUGGCUCGGAAGCAAGGAGGUUGGUAUGAUUUAACAGUCCAGGAAUUGGGACUGCGAGGGCACAAGCGUCCUCUGAGUGGAUCUCAUUGGGUCAGAUGGCAUCUCCAGGAGCUCUCCAGACCCAGAGCAUCUAAAGGGGGUCUCUGCUGUUCAGAGGGUGAUUAUACCUGUCUUAUUGUCUGCUCUUCUCUCUCAAACUACCCAAUGUGGUCUGAACUUGGAGAAGAUGGUUCCUGGGGCAUUCUUCCCUAGUGUCACUUGGAUCAGGGACUCCCAUCUCCUCUCCCCCUGUCACAGCCAGUGCUGGGAGUCCCAUCCUGUCUACAGCAGGGUGACAGGGCCGGUGAGGUUCACCAGCUUCUGCGAGCCAAGCAGGCAGCGCCAUAAAGCCUGAGCCUGCCUGAGGUGUUGCCUCCUCCCAGGUGGUGCGGGGGCUGGUGGGCGGGCGGGCAGGCGGGCUGACAGCCGGCAGUUUGCGUGGGCUGUGCCAGCUGAUGUCUAUUCCCAGCCCUCGGAGGAAGGGGGAAGUCAUUUAUAUUCUGCAGGAGGAAGGGGCGCCAGCUGUCACCUAUCUGACCAGGAGGCCUGGAGGGCAAGGGCACAGGGCCGAGAGGAGGGCACAGGUGGUCUUCUGCUUAGCCUGACUGCAGUAUAGGGAGUAGGUCACCAGGAGGAGCCCUUCUUCCCGGUUGGCCAGGUUGGGGGGGGGACUUCCGCCCCCCUUCUCUGAAUCCCAUCACCACCUGCCCUCACAUCCUGGGCCAGCAGCUGGACAACCAUUAGACCUCAGUGCCAGGGCACUCUUCCUCCAGCUGGGAAGAGGUAGCUGCCUGCUACAUAUGCCUUCUGCUUGUGUGUUUCCUCCUCCCUACACCCUCUGUUACCCCCACCUCUCUUUAUCUCCCCAUCUGGGAUAUUAGCUGGGCUCCUCAGCAAUGAGGCAGAGGCCUUGGGGGAAGAAGCAAAUGUCUACCCUUUUGCCCUUGUUCCCUGGCUAGGGAAAGCUGCUAGUAGUCAGCCUAUACUGUCUUUUUUAAAAAAAGCCAGGGUGCUCAAAUUUAAAAAAAAAAAAAAAAAAAAAAAAAAAAAAAGCAUGUCAUUUGCACAAAUUUGCAUAUCAGGCUCACUAAGACUUGAUUCCAAAUAUGAUAUUUUAAACUCAACCUUGAGGACAUUAGAAAUGUAGAUGUUUUUUGUAACCAAAUCCAAAUGGUAACAGGAUUACCAGUCUGGGUUCAGACCCCUCCCCCAGCCCCCAUCUUUCCCGUAACCACUCCCCUUGAGCCCCACCAGAGCUGGGGUUGGUGUUGAACGGCAGGAGCCCUGUGUCUUGGGGAAUUAAUUCUUCCAGCCUCACCUUCUUGGCUGUUCAGCUGCAUCAAAGGUAGGCCGCCGCCCCUUGCCAGCCUGUUUUCUCCUCUCCCUAGCAUCUCACAGGGCAGACUGCCCAUCCCAGUCCCUGACACCGGCCUGUCCCUUCUUUCUCAUUGUCUUCACCCUUCCACCCCCGUGCAUGGCUGCUCUGGGUCUUGUUUUUCAAACCUCACUGUGGGAGAUCUAGGCAUCUUCCCUGAGCCAGCUGGCUGCUGUGCCAAGGCCUGUUCAGAGUUAACAAUAAUCAUUAGCUGCACAGUGCUGGGGCCUUUCAGCUCCAGGGCUCUAGGCACUUGCAGGCUGAGUCAGCCAGCCCUCACCUUCCCCCUCCUUCUGGGCAGCUAGAGUGUAAUGGAAUGGGGAGGGGGUGGUCAGAGUCUCACUUCCUAACCAUGGCUUGAGGCUGCUUUCCUUUGGGAGUGGGCCUUGAGCUUCCUCUAGGUAUAUUACUAAGGCCUUUUCACCUGACAGAGAUCAAGACAGGAACACAGCGUAGGCUCUGCUGAGAGUGGCAGUGGCCGUCAUUGACCCUGAACCUCCAGUACUCCUGUCCUUCCUUCUGUUAUCUGUCUUAACUUCGAGAGGACACCCCUGGUCCUGAUGCCCCAAUCUCAGCAUUUCUGGUGGCCCUUUGCAACCUUAGGGAGCAGGGAGGCUUCUGGGGUAGUGCUCCACUCUUCCUGUAUCCGGUUGACCUAAGAGCCUGUGUAUCAUGCAGUAAAAAGCACACUGACCUGGGAACCAGGAGGGCUGCAGUCUACAUUUGCUCAGCUCCUAACACUGGUGUGGCUGUGGGCAAAUCACUUACUGUUUGACCUACCUCACAGGGAUGUUGUGAGGGUUUGAUGAGAAAAUGCAUGUUAACAGGCAUUGGAAAGUCCAAAGUAUUAAAUGUAAACAGGUGAUAGUA
Molecule: messenger RNA, 5060 nt
Organism: Lynx canadensis (Canada lynx)
Lineage: Eukaryota; Metazoa; Chordata; Mammalia; Carnivora; Felidae
Product: cytochrome b561 domain-containing protein 1
Exons: 3
Coding region: 575-1264 (229 amino acids)
Molecular function (GO): transmembrane monodehydroascorbate reductase activity
Source: RefSeq, a predicted model, not a curated record